Molecule: messenger RNA, 660 nt
Organism: Hibiscus syriacus
Lineage: Eukaryota; Viridiplantae; Streptophyta; Magnoliopsida; Malvales; Malvaceae
Product: transcription factor bHLH92-like
Exons: 3
Coding region: 1-660 (219 amino acids)
Molecular function (GO): protein dimerization activity
Source: RefSeq, a predicted model, not a curated record
AUGGAUCAGUUGAUGAAGCUACUAUUACAUGGUGAAAAUGAAAUCUCAUGGUAUCAAACACUUCCACCAGUUAGCCUAAGUGCCUUUCAGCCAUAUUCAAUGACACCCAGAGUGGAGACUGCAGGUUGCAACAAUGCUGGGAACAUGAACAGGAGAAUGAUCGCGUUCUUGAGGGUGAACGUUCGGGUUUCAACGACCGCAGCCGAUGAUAAACGGAGGAAUCUGAAGCACAAGUUGAAUGAGAGACUGAGAAGAGAGAAGGAGAAAAAUUGCUACUUUGCCUUGUAUUCUAUGCUCCCUCCUGGCACAAAGAAUGAUAAGAAAUCGAUAGUUCAGAUGGCAAGCAUGAGAGUUCAAGAGCUGGAAUUGGUGAAGGAUUUGGAGAGGAAGAACAAAGAAUUGCAGGCAAAGAAUGAAGGAAACAAGAUCAGAGUGAGGAUAGAUGAUCCAACCUAUGGGAUUGAUUCUCUGAUAGAGGCUUUGAAAUGCUUGAAGACAUUGGAUUCUAAACCCAGAAUGAUCCGAUCGAACUUUACAAAUCAAGAAUUCCUUGCUGUUUUAGAUACUGCAACCGAGAUGAGAGCUGCAGAUAUGGAAAAUGCAGUAAAUAGAGCAAUGCAAGAGGCUAGGAGGAAGCCUGGGGCAACUUGGAUGGGAUGA